CUGGGAGGCAGCAGUCCACCCCUUCAACCUCGCUUACACUUCUUCAAUACUCCUCGCUGUGCCUCUGGCAUUUGGGGGAGCUCUUCAACCCCUUAACAGGAGCACGGCUGCUGACGCGCUGAGACCUCUGAGGAGGCGUGGCUCCGCACCGGAAGAACCUCCUGUUGCCCGGGGAACGCCAAGCACCAAGGCGCCUGACCCGCCACUGAUGCUUGGGCUGAGCCAGAGGCUACCCCUUCACCCAACUUGCGGAGGCUGCUUUGCUCAAGCCCAGGGAUCCUUCCUAUGGAGGCCUAGAGAGGAAGGCUGAGGGACGCCCGCACCAUAUCCCCAUUGCAGAGACGGAUACGAGCGAGUGCGUCCAUUCCUGUUCUUCAGCAGCUCCCGGGCCCGCAGGACUAACCUCAAAGACCAGCUGGUUUGUAAAUACUUGACUCACAUUAUGGGAUUGCUAGACAGACUUUCAGGCUUGCUUGGCCUGAGGAAGAAGGAGGUUCACGUUUUGUGCCUUGGGCUGGAUAAUAGUGGCAAAACAACAAUCAUUAAUAAACUUAAACCUUCAAACGCUCAAUCUCAAGAUAUAGUUCCAACGAUAGGAUUCAGCAUAGAGAAAUUCAAAUCAUCCAGUUUGUCUUUUACGGUGUUUGACAUGUCAGGUCAAGGAAGAUACAGAAAUCUCUGGGAACACUAUUAUAAAGAAGGACAAGCCAUUAUUUUUGUCAUUGAUAGUAGUGAUAGAUUAAGAAUGGUUGUGGCCAAAGAAGAACUUGAUACUCUUCUGAAUCAUCCAGAUAUUAAGCACCGCCGAAUACCAAUUUUAUUCUUUGCGAACAAAAUGGAUCUUAGAGAUGCAGUGACAUCUGUAAAAGUGUCUCAAUUGCUGUGUUUAGAGAACAUCAAAGAUAAACCAUGGCAUAUUUGUGCUAGUGAUGCCAUAAAAGGAGAAGGAUUGCAAGAAGGUGUAGACUGGCUUCAAGAUCAGAUCCAGGCUGUGAAGACAUGAAAAGAUAGUAUUUGGAAACCUCAACAAUUUUCAAUUCAAGGAAUAUAUAUUAAGGCAAACUGAAUACUUUAAAUUUUGUGAAAGUUGUUUUUACAUCUAAGAAUAUUUGAUAAUCUUCUGCUUGCAUUUAUGGACUCUGAAUGAGGUUUUUAAGAACAUAAGACUUCAGGUAUGCUAAUCUGGCCAUUAAUUAUAUGAAAACUAAAUGUUUCCUGAAGGGCUCCCUCCCCAGAAUUAUCAACUUCUUGAAAGGUCUACAUUUGAUUGUAAUUAGAAUGUGUAAAGUCAGAGUUAUCUCAGUAUCUCAUCUUGAUUUAUGAUAUCUUUAAUGCAUUUUAUUUUUUUAAUUGUCUUCUAAAAACUUAGCUUAUGAUAUGACUUUGCAGUAUGAUUAUGCUUGUGAAAAAGAACUUUUAAAUAUUUAUAAGGGACCAUGGGUAAUUAAUAUAUAUUAAAGUUUUGCUAUAUGUCACCAUCAAUAAAACAUAAAAUGUCAUACAAACUAGUGUGCUUUAUAUGCUGAAA
This is a messenger RNA of Physeter macrocephalus (sperm whale), 1528 nucleotides long. RefSeq names its product ARF like GTPase 6 (gene ARL6). The record is from RefSeq and is a predicted model, not a curated record. Bases 443 to 1003 code for a protein of 186 amino acids. Gene Ontology annotation, cellular component: cytoplasm; axoneme. The transcript is spliced from 8 exons. Gene Ontology annotation, molecular function: GTP binding; GTPase activity. Gene Ontology annotation, biological process: vesicle-mediated transport; cilium assembly; protein localization to cilium. Lineage: Eukaryota; Metazoa; Chordata; Mammalia; Artiodactyla; Physeteridae.